Molecule: messenger RNA, 1215 nt
Organism: Cuscuta europaea
Lineage: Eukaryota; Viridiplantae; Streptophyta; Magnoliopsida; Solanales; Convolvulaceae
Source: the annotation of a GenBank genome assembly
GCUACAUGCAUAUAUAUACUAUACAAACAUACAUUUAUAAACUUCCAAAAUUUAAUAUUGGAUUAGAAUAAUGUCCAAGAAAUCUCUCCGUUGGAGAAAUGACUCGGGAGAGCUUGAUGUAUUUGAGGCUGCAAAAUAUUUUUCAGAUUCCGUAGAUAGUUCAACUUUUCCACGCAAGAAUCAUCAUCAACAUGAGACAUGGAGACGAGGGAGAAGGAGCCUAGACAUGCCCGUGCCAUUCCGAAAGUCAUCGUCCCUAAUCCUCCCGACGGACCCUGAAAUGGAAAAACCACGGCCCGUCGAGAGGAUUUCUAGUCGAAAGCACAAGCAACCAAGCUCUCCUCGAGUGAGACUUGCCAACUUCCUCAACUCUCUCUUCAACCAAACGAAGAAGAAGUCGAAAACGGAGAAGGACAAUGAAGAUGAAGAUGAGAUCCCGGGACGGAUAAGGAGUAGAAGAAAAUGGGGUUUCAAAAGUCCUCGCUCCGUAUCUACUACUGUUACUACUACUGCUACUUCUUGCGCAAAUGCGCCAGCAAAGUCGUGUAAAGACUUUGCUAUUUUCCCCGAUGUUAAUCAUCAAAGGGUGAUCAACCACAAGAUUAUAUCAACCUUGGCAAAAAACAAGGUUGGGUCUAACUCAACACCAAAAAAGGUAUUGAGUAGUGCUUGUGAGAAACAAAUAUUGAAGGUAAGAAUAAAAAGGGAUAAUGAAGAAGAAGAUCAUGAUGAUGGGUGUAGUGAAACUAGCUCUGAUCUGUUUGAUCUACCAAUUAGUGAAUUGAUGAAGGAUUUGUACUCAUCAUCAAGUGGAUUGCCUGUUUACGAAACUACUCAAAUUGAUAGCAUCAAGAGGGGGAACAAACCCAUUUUUGCAGCGGUAAUUUGAUCAUAGAUUUGGUUGGAAGCUAUUGGGAAAUUUAUUGACGCCGAUUUUGAUUGGUUUUUUUUUUUUUACUUUUACAAUUGUUAACUAAUCUUUUUUUUUCAUUCAAAAAAACUAAUCUUUUUUUUGUCAACCCAAUUUUCUUGGGGUUUUUUAUAUUUUACUUUCCAGUAAAUAAUAUACUCCAUACUACGUACUACGUACGAAUUAGUAGAGUAAUAAAUACCAUAAAUGAACACCAGGCUCACAACACACAAAUAUAUUUGUCAACGUUGACUAUUUAGAUAAAUAUAUUGUUCACUUGUAACAAAAAAGAAAUAAUUAUUCGG